AUGUCUGCUGCUUCGAUUGAAUCUAGCGCUUCAGUUCUACGCCAACGUGCUCUUUUUUCUUCGGUGAAUCCUCCACCCAUGCUCGUAGCAACUCAACUCAGCGCGAUCAAGAUAAUCGUCCACGUGGUAGCCCGUCCCGAUCACGAUCUCGUUCCAUCCCGCGUUCGCGUACACGCUCAGCUUCCAGGAUUCGGUCUUGCAGCCGUUCGCCAAACGUGGUUGCUGCCGCUGAAAAAACGUUUAACAUUUCUGCCUCUAAAUCCCGUCAGGUUCCUGGAUGAGUCCAUGGAAAGAAAGUGGCUGAGAGCCAAGAACCUGCCUAAAUUGAAAGACUUUCAAGAGACUAUGUUGAAGUCAAUUCAAUAUCAGAUGAUGGACUCAAUGCGGCCAAUGCUGCAUGCCUGGAACCAGAUGAGAGUGGACGAUCCGUUAUUGAACAGUGUAGAAUCAUCUCUCCGUUUAAUGGGCUCUGCGUUUGCAAAUGUUUCCAAAUUGCGACGUGAAAAUGUGAUUCGCCAUGUAGCCCUGUCCAUGAAACCAUUGCUGAAGGACCCACGGGCAUUCUCUUCUCGUGAGUGUGAGCGUUUGUUUGGCUCAAAAUUCAUAGACGUCAUGGUAAAAGAAGUUGAUGACGACGCCAAGUUGACGAAAAUCGGACGCGAUGGCGGUCCCUCGCACAGCCAGAAUGGUGGCAAUUCCAAUCGGCGCAAUGGCGGCCGCAUUCAAAGCUCGUACGUCAGCCGUAAAAACCAGAGUAGUGGUUUCAACAAAGGCGGGAAGAGCGACAAGGGGAACCCCUACUUCAGGCAGAUGGCCCAGGGCGCCAACAACAGGUAUGUCUGUUCUUCUCAUGGUUUCACACCCCCUAUUUUUCUGAAAAUGUCUCCCAUUCAGUCACAUGUUGGGGGUCGUUUGAGAAAAUGCGCAGACGCAUGGCUCUCUCUUUCUGAUGAUCAAUGGAUCUUGUCUACAGUCAAUCACGGUUAUGCCAUUGACUUUGUUAAACCCCCCGUCCAACAUUUCACCCCUUCAGGGUGUAUUAUGUCUAUAGAGAUGGAAAUUGUCUGCGACCAGGAAAUCACAUCUUUACUGGCAAAAGCCCCGCGAGUCUUUACGAAACUUUUAAAACCUGUUGUGGCCUAUUUACGCGAGCGUGGAAUCCGGUUAAUCAUUUACCUUGACGAUUUGCUUAUCUUAAACCAAUCUAGGGAUGACGCUUCCCUUACCGGCUGGGGUGCAGUUUGCGAUGGCUCUCGGUCUCGGGGACCUUGGACAAAGGCCGAUGCAGAUCGGCAUAUUAACGAAUUGGAGCUUUUAGCUGCAUAUUUUUCGUUACAAGCAUUUGCAUACGCCUCAGAAAGAGUCGAGGACGGCGCCCGACUCGAGCGAUUGGAUGCUGCUGCAAGACAGGUUCAAACAACUAUCGAACAUUUAGACUGUACAAAUCGACCUCUUUGCGUCGGCCUGGAACGCUCAGCUUCCCAAUUUCGUGAGUUGGCUACCGCAACCCAAAGCUUCGGCGAUCAACGCAUUCGCAUUGAAUUGGCGGAAGUUCCUCGGCUACGCCUUUCCCCCAUUUGCUCUCAUCCCACGCUGCUUGUCCAAGAUAAAGAAAGAGAAGGCGGAUCUUGUUCUCGUGGGCCCUCUUUGGCCCUCUCAGCCUUGGUUCCCCCUUCUAUUGCAAAUGUCGAUCGAAUUUCCUCGAAUUCUAACCCCGCAUCGACUCUUGUUACACUCGCCAAUGCUAGAGCCACACCCGUUAAUUCAGUCAAAGAAAUUCCUUCUAGUCGCGUGGUAAUUGUCAGGCGACGUUUUGAAAGUAAAGGAUUUUCAAAAGAGACUGUCGACCUUCUCAUGGAAUGUGUCCGUGAGUCCACAACAGCUAGUUACGAGUCCGCCUGGAAGAAUUGGGUUAAUUGGAACCACGAACAGGGUUCGGAUCCCUUGUCUUCUUCUUUGAUAACCAUUCUGCAAUUUCUGACAGAUUUGGCUAAUUCUAAUUCCUCAUACAGUUCCGUCAAUACAUCUCGUUCAAUGCUUUCCUCCACUCUCGACCCCAUUGACGGAUACAAAAUAGGGGAACACCCUACUGUUGUGCAAUUGCUAAAAGGCUGUUUUAAUCGUAAGCCUCCUAAAGCCAGAUAUAAUUCCCUUUGGGAUCCAGAGAUUGUCUUAAUUUAUUUGGACUCCUUGCCCAAUAAUUCCGAUCUCGGUGCCGCUGUCUUAUCUAAAAAAUUAGCCACUUUAUUGGCUCUAGCCACUAUCUCUCGUGUAUCUGAAAUUAUGUCUAUUUCCUUUCAUUCAUUAAGAUUUUCCCCAACAGCAGCCAGUUUCUCCCUCACCCGACCGAAGAAAGCGCAGCACUCGGGUCCACUUAAAUCAUUCGUGCUACCUCGUUUUAAAGGCAAAUGUUGCCCGGUGGAGUGCCUUGUGUCUUAUGUUGCUAUCUCUAGAGAAUGGAGAGAUCCAGACUCGUCUGCUCUCUUUUUGUCAAUUAGAAGACCUCACAAACCAGUCGGUUCGUCUACAUUGGGUCGCUGGAUCAAGACGUGUUUAUCCGACGCUGGUCUAGACCCGUCAUCGUUUUCUGCUCACUCUACCCGCGAUGCUGCUGCCUCUAAAGCUGUAAAGCAAGGUAUCCCGGUGGAUACCGUCCUUAAAACAGCUAACUGGUCGAGAGAAUCGACAUUUCAAAAAUUUUAUCAUCGCGAGUUAGUUGGUACCACGGUAACGGAAGCAGUGUUAACUCAAAUAAGUUCCGAGUGA
Daphnia magna is the source of this 2766-nucleotide messenger RNA. RefSeq lists its product as uncharacterized. Gene Ontology annotation, molecular function: DNA binding. Gene Ontology annotation, biological process: DNA integration; DNA recombination. Lineage: Eukaryota; Metazoa; Arthropoda; Branchiopoda; Diplostraca; Daphniidae. The transcript is spliced from 6 exons. The coding region runs from base 1 to 2766 and encodes 921 amino acids. The record is from RefSeq and is a predicted model, not a curated record.